Messenger RNA from Penicillium longicatenatum, 975 nucleotides. RefSeq lists its product as uncharacterized. The transcript is spliced from 2 exons. NCBI's taxonomy places the organism in Eukaryota, Fungi, Ascomycota, Eurotiomycetes, Eurotiales, Aspergillaceae. Bases 1 to 975 code for a protein of 324 amino acids. The record is from RefSeq and is a predicted model, not a curated record.
AUGUCCACAUCAACAUCAACAUCCACACGCUCGAACCUCGGCCCCCUUACAACCCCAUUUAUCUACCCCUCUUCCUGCGCAAUAGCAGUCCUAGACUGCCAAACCUGCUUAACAGCCUGGCAGGCCCAGGCAUGCAGCACAAACGACAUCAAUAGCCAGGGAGUUCAAGAUAACCCCGCCUGCUGGCCCCCACAAACGAACGACAAGUACCUCACCGAAAGAGCGUUUAAUGGCGGGGGAUUCUAUUCACCGGCUCUCUCCUGCCCAACAGGAUACUCCGCUGCUUGUUCUGCCACAUAUGGGGGGGUAACGGAGUACUUUUUCCAGUUUCCGUUGGCCUCAUCUGAGAUUGCGGUUGGAUGUUGUCCUAGUGGUUUUGCUUGUGGAUAUACCUGGGAUGGCACUGAAAAUGCCCAGACGUGUUAUUCUGACUAUUCGACUGGUUCGUUCCCGGCUGUACAUUGCUCUUCGGGGACGAGUGACGGGUUUUCUUAUUUGACUGUUCCCUUGACGGCUUUUGCCUCUGCUUCUGGCUCUGCAUCCGCGUCCACUGUGACGAUUGACAGUAUAAGAGUUAAUGCUCCGCUGUUUCAAUUGGUGUACCAGACGACUGAUUUACCGGUUUCAUCUACAUCGACUUCGGGUUCAACUACGAUCGGGGAAGGUACAAGUACAGCAUCGCCUAAUACUACUUUGGUAUCAGACUCCUCUCUGUCUACUGGGGCGAAGGCUGGAAUUGGCGUCGGUGCGGGCGUUGGAGGGUUGGUUUUCAUUGGAGUCAUUGCGUUAAUAUUGCUUCAGAGGCGAAGAAGACGAGAUAGCUCUGCCUUGCAGGGGUUCGGUCAGCGACAUACGCAAUCGGCUGGGAAUCGGCGGGUGGAGCUGCCUGGAGAUCGUUCGGAUAAAAUAGAGCUCUUUGGAACUUCCCCUGCCUCCGAGGUCGAGGGGUCAAGUGUCGUAGCUGAGUUGCAUUGA